This is a messenger RNA of Drosophila bipectinata, 924 nucleotides long. RefSeq lists its product as uncharacterized. The record is from RefSeq and is a predicted model, not a curated record. NCBI's taxonomy places the organism in Eukaryota, Metazoa, Arthropoda, Insecta, Diptera, Drosophilidae.
AUGUUAUUUAUGGAAUCCUAUAUGUGCUAUUGCUCAGUCCGACUGGGUGUCAUCAUUGUCGCCGUUUUGACCAUUUUUCGGGCUAUGGCCUUAAGUAUCUGCCUGUUCAUGAUGGGGGUAAAAUUGUUUGAGCCUCUGAUUGAUUUAUUCGAACAAGAUGCCGAGUAUAAAGACCGAAAGUACGUUAGAAUAUUUAUCAACUGGAUGGAGAAUUCUCCCGACAGUUCUUCUCUAGUUUUCCAAAUAGGAUGUUAUUUGCACAUUGCAGCAGCCAUUUUAAGUUUUUGGGGUUCUAUUAAGUUAAAGAAGUGGUUUUUACUUCCCCUCGCCUUGUUUGAGAUUAUUUACUUUAUAAACUUUACGAUCCUACAUAUCGUAAUGAUGAUCAUGCUUAAGAAACAGAUCAACUUGGGUUUUCUUAUAAUUCUCACUCUGGUUGGAUGCUUUUAUAUUUUAUUUGUGGGCUAUAAUACCAUCACGAUCGUGGCCAUGUUCCAAAUAAUUAGCCUGGUUCAAAGCCAAAGGUAUCGAGAGCUGUACGGCGAGGAUCCUUUUCAUCCGCUAGUCCUGAAAACCACCAAUAGCAAGGACUCCCAUCAGCCACUCCGGGUUCUCAAUAUGCACGACAUGAGCAUGCACGAGACCGACAUCGAUGAACAAAAGCGGCUGAGCAAGCUGGGUCUCUGGCCCCGCCGGCCGGCGCCAGUGGUGUCCGUCAUUCCCGUCAGAGCGCGCUACCCCCAGCCCCAAAUCAAGUGGUGGCAGCAACAGGCCCUGGACACGGACACGGACAAGGUGCAGGACCCGUCCGUCUACGGCAACUGGCAGCCAAGGGAGCUUCUCAACGGAGUAGGUGGUGAAGUGCAGCGAAAGAAUGCCCUGAAUCGACGGUACGCCGAGACGCAGAUGCAAAGAUGGUAUUAG